AAUUUUAACAUUUCUUAACAAAUUGUUAAAACAUGCAAUUGCAUUAAAUAAACUAAUGUUAUUAUUUUUAGAAAUGUUUACAUUAAAAAUGUAAUUGCAUGUGUUGGGGUUCAUACUGUAUUUGUAUUAUAUGUCCUGUAAUAAAGAUGUAAAAACCUUACCACCAGCUUCCACUUACUUAAUUCUUUCUGCUUAUUAAAUAUUGCAAAACUCCAUCCUAUUUUGAAAACGUUAUAGUUGAUGUUUCCUGAAAGUCUUCCUCAUCUUUUCCCAGACAUCUCUUAUGUCAGAGCUCGCAUUGUCUUGACCUGUUGGUGGGUGGAGUAGGUGAGUAUGAACAGGUAAAUGUGUGUGCGUCAGUGCUGUGCAUGCUUGCUCAUCUACCGGACCCCUAAACACAUUGAGCAACACAGCCGUUGUGGAUUUAGCACGCAGGACUCACCUGCUUAUACGAGGAAAAUGUUGAAGAAAACGCAGGGAUCGUUCGAGGUGGACCCGUCACGCAUUCUUGUGAAGGGACCGGAGUUUUUAAGGAAACAGAUGGAGAGAGAAAACGAGGCGAAUAAAGGACGCGUCAGUGCGGUGGAGAGGCUGGCAGCCACUAAACCACAGUAUGUAAAAUGCCAACAAGAGGUCGGUUCCUCUCAGGAACCGGUUAUCAGCACCGAGUCUGCCUCUGGGAGCAGUCGAGGGUCUUCAAAGGAAGACGAUUCCGUAAAAAACACUGUUAAUGUUGAUUAUAAAGAGUUACCCGAAGAAGAUAGCAACGUGGUGAGACGGAGCAGCUCGAAGAAACGUGACUCGAUUCUGUUAUACAGACAGAAGUGUGAACUCUUGAGAGGAGCACCUGUACUGAGAAGGAGACUCAACAGAAAGCCGUUACUUACCGUUAGAGACAAAGGUGGAGAAUCUGAUCGCGCCACAAGUAAGGAAUGUGGAAAAGAGUCCUCACAGGUAACCAUAACCGCAAGCGGGACAAAUGAGGUUCAGAGAGCGACUCCUCACAGGAAAGUUCUUGAAACAAAAGAGCAGGAGCGCAAGAGUCGCACAGGAGUGGCGCGCUCCAGCUCGGACAUCAGCUCGCGCUACUCGAAAAACUUCGCGGACUUCGACGUGUUCUUCAAAUAUUGCGGGCUCGACGGUGACAUCAUCGAGUCGCUGGGCAAAGAGAAUUUCUCCGCGCGCUCGGACGAUCUCAGCUCCAAUAUCAGGAGCAUCAGCGUGUCCACGUCGGAUGACGGGUUCUCGAGCUGCAGCGACGGUUUGCAAGAGGAGGAAUUGCAGGAGACUGUCCGACAAGGGUCGUCAGUGAUCGAGCGCAACGCUCGGAUUAUCAAGUGGCUUUACAGCUGCAGAAAUGCAGCAGAGUCUGGAAAGACUCUUCGAGAUCUGGAUUAAAUUAUGUCCUGUAACAAAUUACUUUGUUUUGACUACUAUUAUCAAAAGCAUCUCUACAGUUUCAAGAAAGAGUUGUUGGAGACACCGGCACAUUAUUAGCCAAUCAGAAAAUUAGGCACUAAACCCACUCUUCUGGACUGUUCUAGGGCAUACUACUGGGUCAAUUUUAGUAGGUCUAUACUGUUUGUUGUUGUUGUUGUUUGUGAGCAUGUAAAAUAAGAUCUCUGGUUAACAUUUUGCUUUCAUUUAUUCAUUUUCUUCUCGGCUUAGUCCCUUAAUUAAUCCGGGGUCGCUACAGCAGAAUGAACCGCCAACUUAUUUAGCACGUUUCAUGCAGCGGAUGCCCUUCCAGCUGCAACCCAUUUCUGGGAAACAUCCAUACACACCCAUUCACACACAUACACUACGGACAAUUUAGCCAAUUCACCUGUACCACGUCUUUGGACUGUCUGGGAAAGCGGAGCACCCGAGGGAAACCCAUGCGUAUGCAGGGAGAACAUGCAAACUUAACAUAGAAAUGCCAACUGACCCAGCCGAGGCUCGAACCAGAGACCUUUUUGCUGUGAGGCGACAGCACUACCUACUGCGCACUGCAUCGCCCAUUUUGCUUUACUUACUUUACAAAUUUUUGUACUUCACAUCUAGGCGGACGUUCAAGUUCAAAACUGUGUUUUUGGGUGAAGUCUAGAUUGGAUACAGCUGUGGAUACUCCAAUCCAGUGUUUCUCAAACUGUGGCAUGUGUACCACUAGUGGUCCCACUAGUCAUAUGCGGAGUGAUCACUGAAUAAUUAAAAAAUAAUAAUUAAAAAAUUUAUCAAAAAGAGUUUAUAUAUGAAUUUGAAAUAGCCUAUAUUAAUGAGGUCACAGAACUUUUCCAGGUUUUGAUAAAUAGGCUACAGCAGUUUUCUUUUUACUUUUUAAGAACAGUGUCUAUUUUAAUUAACUUUUAAAAGCACAUUUUAAUUCAAACGUGACUUAUUUUUUACUUGUAGGCUCAAUGCAAUGUUAAUGUUCAAACUAUUUCUAAUGUUUAAAGUGGCUGACAAUAAUACAUUUUCAAAAUAUUAGGAAUAAAUCUGCCUUGUUUUUAAACUGUGUAGAGCUUUGGCUGCUUAAUUAGGCCUACUGCUACUGUAUUUUAAUACUUUUUAUUAUGGUGGUACUGCUUCUGUAUUUUAAUACUUUUUAUUAUGGUGGUACUUGGAAAGACAAUUGUUUUCUGAGGUGGUACUUGGUGAAAAAAGUUUGAGAACCACUGCUCCAAUCAAUAUAGCCUAAUUUUGUUGACACUAUACAACAAUAAUUGCUGUUAUUACAUUACUGUGGCGGUUCGUUUUAAGGUUGGGGUAGACGUUAAAAUACAGUUAAAUGGCUAAUUUCAUAAAUAAUUUGAAUACUUGGUAUAAUUGCUGUCACAACUGUGAUGGCUUUGGUGGGUUUAGGGUUGGGGUAGAGGUAGACGUUAAUAAAAUACAUUUAAUAGAUAAUAUUUUUAAUAAAUAAUCAAAAUAAUUCUCAUUGUAACUUCUAGCCGCAGCUGUAUCUCCUCUAGCUGCAACCAAUGUUUUGCUAUGGAAGCAACUUGUGGUAUUAAAGAGACAUAAUGGGUUCAAGUAAAGUUGCUUCUCUUAAAUUUUGGACAACUUGAGCAGAUACUGUAACAAUGCGCAUAUUUUUCAGUAUUAAACACAUAUUUAUACCGAU
Messenger RNA from Danio rerio (zebrafish), 3103 nucleotides. The record is from RefSeq and is a predicted model, not a curated record. Lineage: Eukaryota; Metazoa; Chordata; Actinopteri; Cypriniformes; Danionidae.